AUUCGUAUUCGCAUAUUCAAAUGGGUUCUGCUCCCUCCCGAGAAUUAAGUCGCAGUGAGCGCCAAGAUGAGCUAGUCAAGAUGAUACCAGGUGGCGCUGCCAAGGUUAUUCGUCGUCCAAAAACAAAUCCAGAUGGGUCAAACAUUGUUACCCGCUCUAAUUUUGAGUUUCCCUUGAAAUAUUGCGCCACUCUCGUCAAGGAGUUCUGCAAGUCAAUGGGAGUUGAUCCAAAACAGCAGAAGUACAUUCGUAAUACGCUUAGGACCUCUUGUGGUAUUGAUGUGGACUUGGAAAAGGUACAGAUUGGUUCUGCUACUUCAAAUUGAUCAAACAUAAGAUGGUAUCAAGGAGAUUCCUGGAUAAAUUGAGUGUUUGUAUUAGUAGUUAGUACCACCACCUACUCAAUCCUGUUAAUUAUCUGUUACUGGUAGUUUGUGAAUUCAGUCAUGAGCUUUAAUAUUACUUGUUUUUCUUUUC
Molecule: messenger RNA, 477 nt
Organism: Argentina anserina (silverweed cinquefoil)
Lineage: Eukaryota; Viridiplantae; Streptophyta; Magnoliopsida; Rosales; Rosaceae
Exons: 3
Coding region: 21-326 (101 amino acids)
Source: RefSeq, a predicted model, not a curated record